GGGGAGGGCAGAGGAGAGGAGUCACGUGACAGUGGUGGGCGCCGCUGCCGCCGCUGCCACCGCCGCUUUGUGAGCACAUUGGGCAGAUUUUCUAUUUUGUACAUACAUUGUUUUGUAUAUACUGUAUAUGAUGACUUCGGUGGGCAGUGAACGUACUCGGGGCACUCGAGACAAAGCGCAGAUUUCGCCCACGCAGCUGACGCAACCACAGAAACCAGUAGUACAGGCAACAGCAGAACAAAUCCGCCUUGCCCAGAUGAUCUACGAUAAGAACGAUGCAGACUUUGAGGAUAAAGUGAAACAGCUUAUGGAAGUGACUGGGAAGAAUCAGGACGAUUGCAUAGUGGCUCUACAUGACUGUAAUGGAGAUGUAAACAGAGCAAUCAAUAUCUUGCUGGAAGGAAGCUCAGACACAACUUCGUGGGAGACAGUGGGAGGAAAGAAGAAAAGUCUUGGAAAAGAGAGUUCAGAAAACAAAGAGAACAGAGAAAAGCGAGGGGACAGAGAAGUAAGCCGUGGACGGGGAAGUUCCAGCAGACGAGGAAGAGGGGGAAGCCGUGGCCGAGAGUUUAGAGCAGAAGAGAACGGAGUGGAUAACAGCCAGGGGGACAGGCCUUCCGAUCGUGGGAAACGUGGCCGAGGCAGAGGAUUUGGACGUGGCAGAGGAAGAGGAGCAGGGAGGUUUUCAGCCCAAGGCAUGGGGACAUUUAACCCUGCAGAUUAUACGGAAUCUUCUGCCACAGAUGGCUUUGGAGCAAAACAAGAGUCUUGGGAGGCUGGGCAGAAUGAUGGAGAUGAUGGAACAGGAGCAUGGAAGAACUCAAUAGAAGAAUGGACAGCUGAAGACUGGAAUGAAGAUCUUUCGGAAACGAAGGUCUUCACUGCUUCAUCUGUUCCAGCUGAGAACCAUGUUGCUCCUGGGCAAAGCGUUGACCUGGGGACGCUGCUGCAGAAGCCCGGGACUUCUGGCCAAGAAACCGAGGCAAACUCCUUUGAGACUCCCCAGCAGCAAGGCUUUGGGCAGGCUUUGGUCUUCACGAAUUCCCAGCACAACUCUCAACUGGCCUCGGGAGCAAGCAACACGAGCGCUGUGAACUCCUAUUCUCCACAGAGCCUGUCUUCAGUCCUCUGUUCUGGGUUUGGCGAGCUUAGUUCUUCAAAACUGGCCAACUGCACUGGAUCUCAGAUCUUGGAGCAGCUGAAGCCUCCCGGCUUGGGCCAGUUCACCACCCAGAGUUCUCUCAGUACGAACUCCCCUGUUUCCACAACCACAGCAUCGUCCUGGGAUGUAAAACCUUCAGUUUCACAGCCUUCUAUCCUCAGCCAGUUCGACUUCAAAUCUCAGCCGGAACCAUCCCCGGUUCUGAGUCAACUGACCCAGCGGCAGCAGCAGCAACACCAGGCCCUGGGAGCGCCUGCCCCACCCCCUGGACUGGAAUCCUUUGCUCCACAGAAAUCACGAGAAACAACGCUGGGGGACAGUUCUGCGGCUGCCAGCAAGAUGCUGCACAUCCCCAGCUUGUCUCCAGAUAGCCAGGUGGCGCAUGUCCAUCAAACGCAGCAGAAACAGAUCAAGCCACAGAAACGGAGGAUACCCCCAGCUUCUAAGAUCCCUUCCUCUGCCGUGGAGAUGCCUGGAUCUACUGAUGUUUCGGGGUUAAACGUGCAGUUUGGAGCUCUCGAGUUUGGGCUGGAACCUUCUCUCUCGGAGUUUGGGUCUGUUUCAAGCUAUGAGAACACCAGCCAGCCACCCAACAACAUCCUGUACCCGAAGCCUGUAAAUGAUCCUUUGAAUACCUCUUUGCCAAUGUCCAAUACAGUACAGGAGUCCACCUUCUCCACCCCUGCCAUCACUUCUGCCAGCCUAAGCUGCUCUUCCCAGAGCGCCAGCCCUGUAACAACUACUUCCUCCUACGACCAGGCCUCUGUGCAUAGCAGGAUAACAUACCAAAGUUCCGUGCCUCUGUCAGAACCGGCCCCAGCUGUUGUCACAAAUGGACACAGCAGUGUUCGAACGCAGCCAACUCUUGACACUACUUCAUCAGCCCCAACGUCUAAGGCAGAAACCUCUCCUCCGUCGCUACCUGCCAAAGGCUCCUCCUUGCCUAGCACCACGGCUGCCACUGCUUUGCUUCUGCCUUUGGCACCACCGCAUACAGCAACAGUUCCCAGCUUGCCCCAGUCAAAUGACUUGGCCAGCAGCUCCCUCUCCCAGUUAAGCAGUUCCCUCUCAAAUCAUCCGAGCAGCCUCGCUUCUGCCUCAGCACUGUCUUCAUCUACAUCACAGACGCACACGGCCGCUGAGAACUCGACUGCGCUCCAGCCUCCCGCAACCUUCUGUGUCGCUUCCACCUUGGCUACCACCUCUGUCUCCAGCCUGGCCAGCAGCAUGGUCAACACUACCAACAGCCUCGGCCUGAAUGUGACCAGUGUGUCUCUGCCAGCUCCCACCACGCGGGCAGCUCCCAUGGUGUCUUCAGGCAAAGCACCUCCCAACCUGCCCCAAGGUGUACCACCCUUGUUACAUAACCAGUAUAUUGUGGGACCUGGAGGACUUCUGCCGGCCUACCCACAGAUUUAUGGUUAUGAUGACCUUCAAAUGCUCCAGUCCAGGCUGCCUAUGGAUUACUAUGGAAUUACAUUCCCUGCUCCUGCAACCUUGACGGGGAGAGAAGGGAGCCUUGCUAACAACCCGUACUCAGGUGAUGUAACAAAAUUUGGCCGUGGAGAUUCUGCCUCACCUGCACCUGCUACCACCCUGGCUCAGGCACAGCAGAACCAGACACAGACACAUCAUACGGCUCAGCAGACCUUCCUCAAUGCCACGCUACCGCCAGGGUACAGCUACACCGGGUUGCCCUAUUAUGCUGGCGUGCCGGGAGUCCCCAGCGCAUUCCAGUACGGGCCCACCAUGUUUGUCCCUCCCGCCUCGGCCAAGCAGCACGGCGUUGGCUUAAACGCCGCUUCGACGCCCUUCCAGCAGGCAGGCGGCUAUGGCCAGCACAGCUACGGAGCAGGUUAUGAUGACCUCACUCAAGGAACGGCGGCCGGAGACUACAGCAAGGGAGGAGGGUAUCCUGGGUCUUCCCCAGCACAAAACAAAGCAUCUGGCAGCGGACCAGGGAAAGGUGUUUCUGUGACCUCAAGUAACACAGGUGUGCCUGAUAUUAGUGGUUCAGUCUACAACAAGACUCAGACGUUUGACAAGCAGGGAUUCCAUGCUGGCACUCCACCCUCGUUCAGCCUGCCCUCAGCCCUGGGCUCUACAGGGCCCUUGAACCCGGCCGCCGCCGCUGGCUAUGCUCCGGCUCCGUUCCUUCACAUCCUGCCUGCCCAUCAGCAGCCUCAUUCUCAGAUGCUGCACCAUCACCUUCAGCAGGAUGGACAGGGUGGAUCUGGCCAGCGCAGUCAGCCAAGCGGCAUGCAGCAAAAGUCUCAGGCUACCAAGACCGCCUAUGGAACGUCUCCGUAUUGGACGAAUUAAGCCCAGACAGGAAGGAAGGAAGGAAGGGGGCGGGAGAGCAAAACCACGCGUUGCAGCCAGUGCUGGUUCUCGGACUCCCACACCUGCCAAGAGAC
Molecule: messenger RNA, 3579 nt
Organism: Elgaria multicarinata webbii
Lineage: Eukaryota; Metazoa; Chordata; Lepidosauria; Squamata; Anguidae
Gene: UBAP2
Product: ubiquitin associated protein 2
Exons: 28
Coding region: 128-3484 (1118 amino acids)
Cellular component (GO): nucleus; cytoplasm
Molecular function (GO): protein binding
Source: RefSeq, a predicted model, not a curated record